AUGGUUAUUGCUAUGAACGUUACUGGCCAUUUUGUGCCUAAAUGGAAAAAUAUGUGCGAACAGCUAAUGAGAGGCAGUCCUCCAGGUGCGAUAGGCGUUGCACAUCCAUCAGGAUGGAUCCAAAUGCAAAUAUUUACAGAUUGGUUUAAGCAUUUCAUCAAACACACCAACCCGACCCCAGAAUCGAAAGUUUUGUUGAUCUUAGAUGGACAUUAUUCUCACACACGAAACAUCGACUUUAUUGAUAUUGCAAGGGAGAACAAUGUUAAAAUUGUUUCCAUACCUCCACACACAACCCCCAAACUGCAACCUUUGGAUAAAAUUUUUAUGAGACCACUAAAAACCUGUUAUAGCGAAGAAAUACGAAUGUGGAUAAGAAACUAUAACAGGCCACUAAGUCCUUAUGACAUUGUUGAACUAUUUGGCAGAUCUUACUUGAAAGUGCAAACAGUUCCCCUGUUUGCACUUUCAAGCAGCAGCGAUUGUCUUUCGCGUUACAGGCCUUUGACCAUUGAAUAA
Parnassius apollo (apollo) is the source of this 519-nucleotide messenger RNA. The record is from the annotation of a GenBank genome assembly. NCBI's taxonomy places the organism in Eukaryota, Metazoa, Arthropoda, Insecta, Lepidoptera, Papilionidae.